Messenger RNA from Macrobrachium nipponense, 1947 nucleotides. RefSeq lists its product as uncharacterized. Gene Ontology annotation, molecular function: nucleic acid binding; zinc ion binding; catalytic activity. The record is from RefSeq and is a predicted model, not a curated record. The coding region runs from base 1 to 1947 and encodes 648 amino acids. The transcript has 3 exons. Lineage: Eukaryota; Metazoa; Arthropoda; Malacostraca; Decapoda; Palaemonidae.
AUGAAUGAGUCUCUUCGGGAGUUUGGCAGGAGUGUAAAUGAGGUAAGUGAUUUGGUGGCAGUGUUGCGAGAGAUGUUGGGACAAGAGUUGGAAGGGGUAGAUGAGAUAGUGAAUGGGAUUUGGGAGGAUAGUAGUGAGGGAGAUGUCGACCCCAUCAAGAAGCUCCCAGGAGUAUUACACGCUGAUAGAUGCCUAAAUAAGGCAAAAGAACCUUCUAAGAAAGUCCUUGUCACUUUCCAAGGCAAAAGGCCCCCUUUCGUAGACAUCCCGACAUGGGGGAAAUACUACACCGAGGUUUUCACGCCUGAACCCUUAAGAUGUUUUAAGUGCCAGAGAUUUGGCCAUCACCAGCAGGAGUGCACAGCUAAGCCUAUAUGCGGUGUUUGCAGUGGGAAGCACCCAACAAGGGACUGCAUCGAUAAGCACAAAAAGAAGGAGGCAACAACAGCCAGAUGCCCUAACUGCCACAAGGGGCACCAUGCAUGGUACAAGGGCUGCAUGGAAAGACUGAAAAGAAUAUGGAAUAUGAAAGGAUCCCAUCCCCCAACCACAGCACAACCGAAUCACACACAAUACACAUCACACUCACAACCACCUACCACACAGCAAGAACCCCAAAGAGAGCUCGCCAAACAAUGGCAGCAAGCAACACAACAACACACACACAAACCACCACAAUCACAUAGACCCCAACACUACCAGCAAACACAUAAAACAGGACAAUCACAAAAAACCCAACACCACCAGCCACCUACACAGAAACAGCAAGCAACCCCAACGACGCCCCACGAAAACCGCGACCCCAGACUCACAGAAGGCACACUAUACACACAGAGAAACACGCAAGUCCCAAAUGCCAGACCCACUUCCUUCCUACCCUACUCCACACCAAAACAGCCACUGCUCCCCACCCCAGCCAUUCCUCCCAACAUGCCCUCUUCCUCCCACCCCGUUCAUGAGAGUAACACCCGUACCGGUAGUCAGGGAUACACAGUAUACAAAACCCCACACACAAAUGAAAACAGAGGUUUAAUCACCCUGGUGAAAGCAACAAUUCCAUCAGAGAAAAUAAGAAACAUAGACUGUGGGCAAGGCAUUGAAACGCUGAGCAUCCAGAUAAGACUAGAAAAUACCUCACUAGUCAUUCACAACAUAUACAAAGGCCAUGACAAAAUCCUUGAAGGAGAAAACCUCUUCAGUGCUGCCUCCAGAGAAAACACAUUCUUUGCAGGAGACUUCAAUGCUCAUCAUCCAUGCCUACGAUCCCAACAACAUACAAAUGCAGCAGGCAGGCACAUACAUCUGCUCCUGGAAGAAUUUCCUGAAGUGGCACUGCUAAAUGACACAAACGAAGCUACUCACCUCCGAGGAGGUAGACUGGACCUGAGCUUCGUAUCCCAAAACCUGAAGGAAGAAUGUGCAUGGAAAGUGCACCCAAUACUAACCAGCGACCACUUUGCAACUGAAACCAGCAUAAAAAUAACAAAAAUUCCCCCUCCACCACCCCCGCCAGCAGGAUGGAGACCGGACCUGGCAAACUGGCCCACUUUUGAAAACCGAAUGACUGAGUGGGCAACACAGUACCUCCAAACUCCGGCCCAAAACAUAAACACACCUCAAGAGGACUUUGUGAGUAGCCUGCAUAAUGCAGCAAACAACAUGCCUAAGACUUUUACCACUAACCAAACCCCCCACAAGGACAGCUGGUACUACAACACAAGAAUAAAGGAAAUGAACUCAAGAGUAAAUAGAACAAGAAAGCUCUUCAGACGCAAUCCCACUGAUGAGAUGCAUGCUCUCCUAAGAGAAGUUAUAAACCAUGCAACACAAACUGCCAAAGAAGUGAAGCAAGAAACCUGGCUUAAAUGGUGCUCACAGACACCCGACUUACUCCCAUUGCAAAAAUGUUCAAAUGGUUCAACAAAAUAUCAGGAAAAUCCAAGAUAA